Molecule: messenger RNA, 1020 nt
Organism: Camelina sativa (false flax)
Lineage: Eukaryota; Viridiplantae; Streptophyta; Magnoliopsida; Brassicales; Brassicaceae
Source: RefSeq, a predicted model, not a curated record
AUGGCAGUAAUGCUCCAAAAAGCGACGGACAAAGCGCCUGAAGUCGGGUUUAUGCUCGAAGCGACGCAGCGGACCUCAUUCUCUCGAAGACUCACCGCGACAACAGUUAAGCGGGCAGUCAAGCCAAGACUGGGUCACUACGACGGCACGGUCGACCCACGAGAUUUCUUACUCACCUUCGGCGUAGCCCUCGGCCCUCUACAGUUCAGCCCAGCAGAGUACGACGCUGGAGCUUGCCAAGUCUUCACCGAGCAUCUGACGGGAACCGCCUUGAGCUGGUUCUCGAGACUCCCAUCUGGAUCAAUUGACAGUAUCAAGGAGUUAAUAACUGAGUUUUUGAAGCAGUUCUCUGUUAUAUUUGAGGAUAAGAAUUCCCACGCCGACUUGUACGCCCUAACUCAGUACAAGGAUGAGUCGCUUCGGUCCUUCAUCAGACGAUUUAAAGAAAAUUACGUAAACAUUUCAAUUCCAGACGCUGCCGCUAUCGUCGCACUUCGAAAUGCGCUUUGGUACGAGUCACAAUUCAAGGAAGAACUGUCUUUAACACAUAUAGAGAACGUCGCCGAUGCAUUACUCCGAGCUGCGAAACACAUCGGGCCCGAGGAAGAGAAAGCUAUCAACGCCAAGAAGCACUCCUCGGAAGCGAGACCGAUAACCAAACAGCCCGUAGCCGUACCUCCAAAAUUCGAGCACGUUGAGCCUCGACAACAUUUCAACAGAAACCAAGAUCGAACUCGUCGAACCUUUGCGAUCGGCGAAAAUAAGUACAUCCGGAAAGAGGGAGGUGAGAAUAGUGCAACCUCGUAUUGCGACUACCAUCAAAGUACCACCCAUACGACUGAAGAAUGUCAUUACCUCCAAAAGGUCUUGAUGGAACGAUACAAGAAAGGGACGAUAGUCGUCGAACCCGACAGAAGCAAGACAGCCCGACCUGGACGAAGCGAUGUCAAGCGCGCUGAAAAUAUAGAUACUUGCCGACCAAAGCGAAGACGAGAUAGAAAUUCAAAAUCUACUCGCUGA